Messenger RNA from Drosophila biarmipes, 596 nucleotides. RefSeq lists its product as uncharacterized. The coding region runs from base 45 to 521 and encodes 158 amino acids. The record is from RefSeq and is a predicted model, not a curated record. Lineage: Eukaryota; Metazoa; Arthropoda; Insecta; Diptera; Drosophilidae. The transcript has 2 exons.
GACUAAGCGUAGUUAGUCUGUGGGGAAUAUUCAGAAGCCCAGUAAUGCAGUCCCACGGGUCCCUAAAAAAUUUGUGCUUCGUCGCGAUUAUAUCCUCCGUGGCAGUUUUCGUCCUUGGUGAAACAUUCUGCAAUAAGUGCCAAUCAACUGAUGUCAAGUGUUUGAACGAGACCCACUUUAGUCUCUGCACGGAAAGUGUGGCUCCAGAUCAGGUGAUUUCCUGCCCCGAUGGCCAGAUCUGCACCGGUCUCAAGAAGAUCUGUAUGCCCAGAGGAUCGACAGAACCUUCCUGCCCCACGGAUGCUGACGUUACUUGCCCCUCCUGCAAUGGAUCAACCUUGUUCGUCUGUACAAGCCGCACAACCUUCCAAAUGUGCAACGGGGAUAAGCUCACCAGCCAAGUUACCAAGUGCAAGGAUAACACCUACUGUGCCAUAAGUGGUAAGAAGUUCUGUGUGGACCGCUGUGAAGCGUUAAAGAGCGGCAUUCAGUGCAACAGGGAGUCACCUUUGGAAUUAUAAUUCAUAUAAAGUUAUCCACAAAAUUUAUUCACUGCAUUUUAAAAAAAAAUAUAUAAUUGUUGCCAAAAUAAAGUA